Amoebophrya sp. A120 is the source of this 699-nucleotide messenger RNA. Lineage: Eukaryota; Dinophyceae; Syndiniales; Amoebophryaceae. The record is from the annotation of a GenBank genome assembly.
AAGAGCUUGAGCAGGGGGCGGCUGUGUCCUUCUGUGAUGGCUCCCUCGUGGGGGCGGUCAUAGAUGGGGACCGCCGCAGGCACGGCCGCAUCCUCGGGGGCUCGGUUCUAUUCGCGCAAAACGCUCUACAGGCUGUGGAAAUACAUCUGUAUGGCAUCGGGCCAUCCGCGUAUCCCGGGGAAACAGGGGGAGCCCAGGUAGGGGCACAGCAGUUGGCGGGCGUCCACGCCACCCGUGCGAGGCUGGUGGGUGACUGCAGGGGGUGGAUGACCGCGGCGGCGAGUGGAAACCGGCUCGAACCCCAACUGUGCACGGUCCUCACCGCCCUGGACCGCAUCCCCGCAGCCGAAGCACUCGUCACCCACGUAUACGCCCAUACGGGCGUCGCGGGCAACGAAUUCAUAGAUACGUUGUUGGGACUCGUGGCCCCGGCCGCCCGGCGAGUGGACAUGCGGGAACUCCCGUCCCUCCCCGUCCCCCACGCAGCGGUGAAGCAGCUCCUCCUGCGGGAAAUAGAAGCACAAGAAGAGGUAGGGAUCCUGUCCCUGGGGCUAACCAGAAGCAUCAGUGGGCGAGACUGGGCGGCCAGACAAUGGUCGCGCGACUUCGUCUGGGGCGUCACCAAAUAUCUCCGUGGCGCGCGGCUGGUUCAACGCCUCUGGCUGUCCACGGUCAGUGGAAGUCAGAGUAGAUCCUUCG